Messenger RNA from Rhododendron vialii, 1887 nucleotides. RefSeq lists its product as uncharacterized. The record is from RefSeq and is a predicted model, not a curated record. The transcript is spliced from 2 exons. Bases 1 to 1887 code for a protein of 628 amino acids. NCBI's taxonomy places the organism in Eukaryota, Viridiplantae, Streptophyta, Magnoliopsida, Ericales, Ericaceae.
AUGUUUAUUUGUAAGUAUGGGUUGCAGAUUUUUUCGGUGAGGUUAUCGGGUGGUGGUAGGUUGAAGGAUGUCUUAAGCAACAUUUGUAAUAGGUGGAAGAAUCUAUCGGUAGGGAGGUUUUCUGUUUCAUAUGCUUAUGAGAAUGGUUUUUGUGCUCUUCAGAAUGAAUCUGAUUUUGAGAACAUGCUUUUCUUGCUUAGUAAUUGUGAUCGCAUAAAUGCAAAGGUUGAUGAGAAUGAACAUAGUAGCCGGUUAAUUGUUGGUAGUACUAUUGAUGAAGUGGAUGAUGUUGAUGAAGUUGUUGAUGAUGAGGUAGAAUAUGUGGAUGGAAUGGACCCCACGGAAAAGUAUUGUAAACAUACGGAGACUAGGUCUUUGACUGAAGCUUGGGCUAAUUUGAUAGAGGGUGUUGGACAAGAGUUUCCCAAAGAUGUGAAGGAGUUCAGGGCUGUGCUGGCUAAAUAUGCGAUUGAGAAUGACUUCAUGUACCAUUUCAUGAAAAAUGAUUUACUUAGGGUUACGGCUGUUUGUGUUAUUACAGGGUGUGAAUGGAAGGUGCAUGCUAUUUUAAAUAGAACCAAUGGAGUAUUUCAUAUUAAAAAGUGUCAUAAUGAGCAUAAUUGUGGGUCAACAUACCGAACCAAUAAGCAUAAGCGCGUGUCAUCCCGUCUGGUUGCAAAUGAGAUAGCUGGGAUUGUUGAGAAAAAACCCAAGACUUCUCCAAUCGACAUGCAGGAUUGGUUUACGGACAAGUAUGGUCUUGAUUUGUGCUAUCAUAAUGCUUGGUUAGGUGUGGAGAAGGCAAGGGGGGAAUUGUAUGGAGAUUAUGAAGGUUCAUUCGAUAGGUUUCGGUGGUACGUUGAAGCUGCAAGGGCUACGAAUCCGGGGAGCGUAUUGAGGCUAGAAUCUGAUCCUGUAACCAAAGAGUUUUCACGGUUAUUUGUGUUGUUUGAUGCUUGUAUCAAGGGGUUCAAUUACUGUCGGCCUUUUCUGUGUCUUGAUGCCACCCAUUUGAAAGGUAGAUUCAAAGGAACACUCCUUGCUGCAACAGGGAAAGAUGCAAAUCAAUGUUUAUUCCCUAUAGCUUAUGCAAUUUGUGACGCUGAAAAUGAUGCUAAUUGGACUUGGUUUCUUGGCCUUUUGAGGAGUACAUUGUCCACUCGUCCUAUUACCUUUAUUACUGAUCGUAACGCAGGUCUUGUCAACAACAUUCCUGUUAUGUUCCCCGGUUGUCAUCAUGCAUACUGUCUUUAUCACAUACAGUUUAACUUGACGGAUCACUUUCCUGGUCGGUUUAGGAAAAGUUUUCGGAACAGGCUCGUAGAAUUGUUCAACAAAUGUGCAUAUGCUUCAUCGGUGUUGGUUUACAAAGCUGCGGAGGAAGAUUUUUACCAAUUUGGUGGGGAUAAAGCUAGGACCUUUAUUGCGAGUGUCCCUAAAAAGCAUUGGAGUAACGCGUAUUUUAAAGGUCAACGGUACGGCGAGAUGAGCUCUAGUGCUGUGGAGUCGUUUAACAAUUGGAUUCUUAAAGCUCGGAAAAUGCCUGUUUUUUAUUUAGUUGAUGAACUUCGUCGCAAAAUUAUGAAGCAAAUGGCAGCUAAGAGAGUAAAGUCGAUGAAAUGGAAUUCAGUUAUUUAUCCGAAUAUGGAUAAGAAGUUAGCUCGCCAACGAACACCAAAUCGAACCCUGCUUGAUACCAACACCUCCAAACAUCAUUACAACACCAAAAUUACGAUCCUGCACAUAUUUAAACGAUUAAAGAAAAUGGAAAAAUUUUACAGGUCUCUACAUGAAGAGAGACUGUUCCGUUUGAUCAUAGUCAAUAUCACCAUGCCCUAUUCUGCAGUUAGCUUGAUUAAAUGGGGCAAUUUUGAAGACGAUCUUUAA